Molecule: messenger RNA, 2116 nt
Organism: Belonocnema kinseyi
Lineage: Eukaryota; Metazoa; Arthropoda; Insecta; Hymenoptera; Cynipidae
Gene: sosie
Exons: 4
Coding region: 232-738 (168 amino acids)
Source: RefSeq, a predicted model, not a curated record
GUGUCGAAGUAAGAACGAGACCGCGUAAAAUAUUGCACGAUAAACCCAUUUUUUUAUUUUAAAAAUCCAACAUGAUUAAUGAAAGUUAAAAUCGUUAAAAAUUGCCUCGAGUUCUUUAUCCUUCAAUCUUCAAAAGUGAUUUUAAAGUUAUCAGGACUAAAAAUAAUUGAGGAACGUCUGAUACCGUGAAUUUGAUUUUAGAAAAUUUGAUCAAGUAUCUCAAAAUUCACCAUGAGGGAGUUGUUGAGGGUUCGUUUAUUAAUCACGAUAGUUUUUCUACUUUGCAUUUCAACCCCAGCAUGGUCAAUGGCACUCACAACUUUCGGAAAAUCGAAUCCGCAAAAUCAAAAUCAACCUACACCUCCACCAACACCUGUUGGAAAGGCUCGUGAGUGCACAUCGGAAUCAAAUUGUGCAGCGAUUCGAAAUACGUCCUGCAUGGUCGAUCCUAAGGACUCUAACACUCGGUGUCUUUGCGGUGAUUAUAGCGCACCUAUCAAUGGGGCUUGCACCAAUAAAAUACAAGCUGUUGGUGCACCAUGUAACUUAGAUUCGGAUUGUGGUGAAGCAGCCCAUUGUACAUACGGAAAUAACACGCUGCCUGGAAAACGCUGUUAUUGUAAAACAGGAUAUUACGAAGAAAAUCAAAUGUGCAAUGGUGCUUCCUCACUUUUACGACUCUCAACAUUUACUUUCUUGGCUAUGCUUAUAAUGUCUCAAAGUACCGGUCGACCAUGAAUUCGACAUGACACAUUGCAACAAAUCUUUCGAAAUAAAAUUCAGAGGUAAACAAAUUUGGAAUUAGAAAAUUGUAAAUUAGAGAUUAGAUAAGAAGAGAUACUAAUAAAUAACAACAUCCUUCAAAAAGCGUGUGUAGAUUGUAUCAAUUGGAUUUCAAAUGUAUAUACUACCUAAAAAGAAUUACGAAAAACUAAGAUUUUAAGUGUAUUCAGUAGAGUUUUAAGCAGUUCUAUUUAGAACAGUAUAUUAUCACAUAUUUACUUUAUAAAUUUGUAUAAAACAGCUCUGAAAAUUUGACUAUUUAUCCAGAUAUUUAUAGUUUUAAUAUAUUUACUAUUAGGUAAUACCAAGAAUUCCUUUGCGUUAUACACGGAAUAAAUAACAUAGUUUGUUCCAUGUCUCUUUUGAAUAAGCAAUAUGUGGCUAAAAUAAAUUGAGAAAUUCGUCCUAUAGAAUUAGACUCGAUUUCUUGGCUGCAUUUAAGCCAAGCUUUGAGUCGAGGUUAUUGAUUAAGCUUAAGCUUACAGUCUAACGAAUAAUUAUUAUUUACUGUGUAUGUAACCACGAAUAAACUGUAGGAUAUAUUAUAAGACCUCUUUUAAAUUCCAAUAAUGUGGAAACGUACUUGAAAACCUAAAUACUAGAAACGCAUUUUAGUAUUGCAAUAUUUCUUUAAGAAAUGCAAUCUUUUGUAACGUUUGUAUCCGAUUUCACUUAUUAAGUGCACUCAAUUCAAUAUAAUUUAUCCAUACUUCAUCGCACUGCAUAAUUAGGGGAAGUGGAGUUAUUAAUUUAAUUCAUGAAAGUGUACUAAAAAUUGUAUGCAUUUUUACCUCGAGAUUUCCUUCUGCGAACUUCAAUCUUCAUAAUAAAUUUCUAUCCGAGAAAUUUUGUUCAAAUAAUUAUCUAACUAAAAAUAAUUGAUACUUGAAAUGUUUUUCAUCAUUUGCAUUAUAUUGUAAAAAUAGAUUCACAAUAGUUCAUCAGUUCACUUUUUCGUAAAGACCAAUUGUGUUACUGUGUGUCCUAUUUGUCCACCAAAUGCAAAUGUUCUUGUGGGAAUUUCUAGCAGGAGGUCGAAUUCUGAAAAAAAAAAUUUAUACUCACUUAUAAUAAUAAGUUGUUCUACAUUUUUCAAUAUACUAUAAAUUUGUAAAAUUGGAAUUACAGAUCAAAUUAAACUUCCUAACUAUAAAUUUUCUUUUACAUGCUUUGUGGUUCCAAUUAUAUUUAUUACUUUUAAUAUCUGUUAUUAAUUUUUUGGUAAGAAAUACAAUUAAUUAUGUGUAUAAUUUACAUUUAAUGCAAUGAUAGUUGUACCAAAAAAUUAUGUAAGAUCCUGAAUAAUAUUUGUUUUUCUUUGUGCGUAACAUUA